Molecule: messenger RNA, 2124 nt
Organism: Aspergillus ruber CBS 135680
Lineage: Eukaryota; Fungi; Ascomycota; Eurotiomycetes; Eurotiales; Aspergillaceae
Product: putative origin recognition complex subunit 3
Exons: 9
Coding region: 1-2124 (707 amino acids)
Biological process (GO): DNA replication; DNA replication initiation
Cellular component (GO): DNA replication preinitiation complex; nuclear pre-replicative complex; nuclear origin of replication recognition complex
Molecular function (GO): DNA replication origin binding
Source: RefSeq, a predicted model, not a curated record
AUGGCCCUGUCCUUAUUGGAGUCUGAGGCACCGGACUUGUCCCGGGACGGUCUGAAUACUCAGGGUGUCUAUAUUUACCGACCUGCGAAUGCGAAACCGAACAAACCCCAAAACGAACGUCCCCCUAAGCGGCGAAAGGUCGAAUCGGAUGGUCAGGAGAAACAAGAGGAGAAAUCCCAAGGAGCCCAGGCCCGUCCGUUCGUGCCGCUUUUGAACGGAGAAGAGAGCGCAUCCUCAGUUGAUUUGAGAUACAACGCCUACCAAAGAUUGUGGUCCAAACAGGAGGCGAAGAUUCAGGAAGUAUUGGAGGAUGUCGACUCCAAAAUACUCGAGGAAGUGUCAAGUUUUGUCAAAGAGUCCUCGGCUCAGAUUUAUGACGGCUGCAUACCCUCUGCAUUGGUAACCGUCGGGUCCAACGUUUCUUCCCUCGGCCGACUGGUGACGCGACUCAACGAGAGAUUAAUAACAAGUGGAGAGGGAGGCGUGGUCGUUUUGGAAUCCGGCGAUGCACCCAACAUUAAGACGACCUUGAAAAACAUCAUUCGAGCGGCUGUCACAAAUACCGAAGGGAAUGAUGGCUAUCAGAGUUUUCUCACUGACCGUGAAGGGCCAAGACUACUUGCAUACGACCUUGAUCUACUAGGCGACUACGUACAACGGAAAGGAGUGACGAAAUUAGUUCUUGCUUUUCGAGAUAGCGAGGCUUUUGACCCUAACCUAUUGACGGAUCUACUGUCACUACUGAGCUCGUGGCUUGAUAGGAUACCAUUCACGCUGCUGUUUGGUAUUUCAACAUCCGUCGAGCUCUUCGAAGGAAGACUUCCAAGAUCUAGCGUUGCGCUACUUAGGGGCCAAUACUUUGAGCUCCAUGAAGCGAGCAACUGUGUGGAUCGUAUAUACGAGAGGCUACAGGCUGAUCCGGAUGGAGAGUUCUGGCUAGGGCGUAGUAUUACCGGUGUUUUAUUUGAGCGGACGAGCGAUUACUUCUAUACCCCUGAGGCGUUUUGUCGAACAGUAAAGUAUGCGUAUAUGUCCCAUUUCUUUGCGAAUCCGCUGGCGGUUCUGUUUUCAAAAGAUUCGGCAUCUGCUGGAUUGCCCCAUGGGAAGCUCUGCCAGGCAGUUAGAAAUUUACCAUCUUUCAGAGCGCUUUGUGAGGAUUUAGUCGAAGACGGCCAUUCCAAGCAAGUGCGCAACUUGCUGGAAAAUGACGAAUACCUGUUCCAAGAAUGCUUGAAAUACCUUGAGACAGGCCAAAAGCAAAUGCGAAAUAUCUUCGAAGCAGUGAAAUCAACUCAUACCUUUCUUAAGCACCUCAAUCUCAGCAAGAAGAUCGGAGUAUCGGACAUUUCAAUUCUCGCUCUUUCCGGGGAAUUGCAUAACUCGCAGAUCGUGAACGACAUUCUAAAUACGAUGAAAACGCUCGACUCAGAGGGUCUCAAAGGUCUACUCGCGACGGUUCCAGAAAACCUGGCAGAUAGCCCUCAAGUGCGCGAAAUCCAAAGAGACUUCGAGGCUUUAUUAGAAGCAUAUCCGAAUUCAAAGCCUCUGCAGAGUGGAUAUGACAACCGGAACUCCGUCGCGAAAGUCACCGUCGUUCAGCAGCGAGUCCAAGUGACAAAGAGCAAAGCCAAACAACCCAAACAGAAUGUUGAAUACACGCAGAUCCUCGACCGUUUUCAUGCCACACUGGGGGCCUAUUUCGCAGAAACCUUGGUGGGACCACAGGACUUAUACCUGUACGAAGUGUUCCUCCUUGACAUGAGGUAUCCCUUGAAAGACACUGUUGCGCCCAGACCACGGUUCGCAAUCGAACGGGCAUUAUCUAGUCCCUUCGAUUACUUGAUAUCCACGUCGGAUACGCCAGAGAACAGACUCUCCGCGAAACAACCCGUGACGGCCAUUUUAUAUCAACUCUACCUCGAAUCCGGGGCUAUUGUGAACGCCCAUGAUCUCUGGAGUGCGUUCUACGCUGUUUUCGAAAGUGAUCAGGGAGAUGAGUGCGACGAAAGAGUGAUCAUGGCACUGUUUUACAGAGCGCUGUCGGAGUUGAAGGCGCUCGGUGUGGUUAAGAAUAGCCGGAAGAAGGUGGAUCAUAUCGCCAAAACAUCUUGGGCGGGGUUGUAA